This is a messenger RNA of Myxocyprinus asiaticus (Chinese sucker), 1194 nucleotides long. RefSeq names its product granzyme-like protein 1. The record is from RefSeq and is a predicted model, not a curated record. NCBI's taxonomy places the organism in Eukaryota, Metazoa, Chordata, Actinopteri, Cypriniformes, Catostomidae. The coding region runs from base 49 to 801 and encodes 250 amino acids. The transcript has 5 exons. Gene Ontology annotation, molecular function: serine-type endopeptidase activity. Gene Ontology annotation, biological process: proteolysis.
CUCAACAAUGAGGAGAACUGAACUGACAAACCUUACCAGAACAGCAUCAUGAUCAUCUCGUUGCUUUUGUUGGGCACUCUACUGCCAUAUCUGACACUCACAGAAUAUGUGAAUGUGGGUAUAAUAAAUGGCACAGAGGCAAAACCACACUCCAGACCUUACAUGGUUUCUCUUCAGCAUAAGGAGAAACAUAUCUGUGGUGGCUUCCUUGUGUCCAAAGAUUUUGUCAUGACAGCAGCACAUUGCUUUACAGAGAGACAGUAUCUGACAGUCAUGGUUGGAGCUCAUGAUCUAAACAGCGGUUCAAGCCGCAUGGCUGUGAAGUUUUACCACAUCCAUCCAGGGUAUGACUCGAAAACUUUGCAGAAUGACAUCAUGCUGCUUCAGCUGAAUGGAACAGCCAAACAAAGCAAAAUGAUCCAGUGGAUCUCCAUACCGAAAAAAGAUAAAGACAUCAAGGCCAGUUCCAAAUGCAGUGUUGCAGGUUGGGGGAAACAAAGUACCAAUGGUAUUCCGAGUAAUCGUCUUAUGGAGGUUGAUGUCACCAUCAUUGACAAAAAAGCAUGUCAGAAGUACUGGAAAAAAUACUACUACCCCACAAAGAUGCUGUGCGCAGGAGGUCAUGGAGGAUUUUGCCAGGGAGAUUCUGGAGGGCCUUUGGUGUGUGACAAAACUGCAGUUGGUGUUGUUUCAUUCAAUGAGAAAAAUAAAUGCAACCUUCCAACAAAGCCAAAUGUCUACACCAAGAUUUCCAAAUUUCUUACUUGGAUAAAUGCAAUACUUGGAGGUGUAAACCAAUAACUUGAUUAUUAUUGAUUAAACUUGAGUAUUAUUUGGGCCUUAUACCCCAAAUGUAUGUUAACAGGUCACCAAUAUCUAUCUAUUAACAAUCAUGUUAGCUGCAUAUAAAAAACUAAUGGAAUGCAUAUAGUCUGAAACACCUACUAUGCAUUAAUUUAUAAAUGUCAUGGAAAAUGUUUUUGUAAUGGAGCAAAUUACUUUUUGUAUAAAACCGCUGUCAAAUAAAUGUGAAAUAUAUUUGGACAAAAUGGAUUGACUGUAUUACUCACAUUGAUCUUCAUUCUUUUAUUUAGUAAAAUAUAUGUGUAAUUUGCAUCUCCCAAAUUCAUCUUGUUUGGUCUAUUUUUAAUUUACAGUAUGUAUUUGUUUUAUAGUUUGUAUAAAAAAUAUGGA